AUGGACAUCACUGACCUUUUAAAACUAACUUUGUUUCUUUUUGUCUCUAGUGACAGCAUAUUUCAGAUUAUCAGCGUUUCCAAGGAAACGGGUCUGGGCCUGCAGAUUGUAGGAGGCAUCGACAAGGAUGAAGGGCCCUUGGUGUAUAUUCUGGCAGUUAUUCCUGGAGGAGACUGUCAUAAGGAUGGUCGAUUGAGACCUGGUGACCAGCUUGUAUCUGUUAAUGGGGAAUCAUUGAUUGGGAUCACCUAUGAAGAGGCAAGAAAUCUAAUCAACCAAACACAGCCGAGGAAAGAAUUUCUGGCCUUGAUGGAGAAGUACAGUUCACACAAUAACUCCAGUAGGAAUUCCCCAACGCAGAUCCUAACUGGCAUUAAAAUUAUUGGAGGCUGUCAAGAUCAAUCCAAAGAAGAGUAUGGAAUUUUCAUAAAGGAGAUAUUACCUGAAAGGAUAGCUGAUCAGUUGUGUAUUGGAGAUUUGAUUUUAGAAGUGAAUGGCCAAAAAUUAUGUGGUGUAACUAAUGAAAAAGCUGUUGACAUGUUACAGAUGGCAUCGGCAACCAAUCACGUGUCUCUGUUUAUUGCCCGAGAUGAAGAUGCAAACAGUUUUAAGAUGAAAACUGAAUUCAAGAAAGGAGAGCAAUUUUGUACAUUUUCUACAGACAACAGUUUCAUUGGUGUAUCAGCUGGAGCUGUUAGCCCCUCUUGGAGAAUUGAUUAUGGACCACAAAGGAAGAUUUCCCUCAAUCCCUCAGUUCGCCUCAAAGCAGAUAAACUAGAGAUGGCUUUGAAGUUUCUUGGGAUUCAGCCUACAAAAGAAGAGCAAGAAAUCCUAAGGCAACAGCUACCAAGAGAUUCUGAAGGAACAGUCUGUUUUGGAGAUUUUAUUCAGGUGGCAAGAGAUUUAUUUUCUCAGCAGCUGGAUGAGACUGGUCACAGCCCUGUACAUGAAAUUGCUAAAUUACUAGAUUCACAGCUUGUAUCUUGUGAUCAUUUGGAAAGACAUGAAAUGGAACAACUUAGGAAAGAGAAAAAUGAAGCUUUGAAAGAACUAUGUCAACUGAAGGAAGAAUUGGCAAAGUCAGAAUGUGUGAGAAAACAACUAGCUGAAGAGCUGCAGAUUACCAAACAAGAAGCCAAGGCAUCUGUGGAGGAGGCGAGAACCUUGCGAAGCAGAAUCCAUCUCGCAGAAGCGGCUCAAAAGCAGGCUCGUGGAAUGGAACUGGACUAUGAGGAAGUAAUCAGUUUGCUGGAGAUAGAAAUCACCAGGCUGAAGGGUCAGCUUGCUGAUCACGGUGGCCAAAAUAAAGAGAAUGUGCAAGAUUUAAGGAAGAGGGUUACUGUGCUUGAUUGUCAGUUAAGAAAAUCUGAAACAGCCAAGAAGACCUUUGAAGUGGCAACUGAAAAGUUGCUAGAAUUUGUUGAGACUGUACCUGAAAUGCUAUUGCAUGGCAGUAGUCCUCCAGUCACUUUAAGUGAUAGGAAAGCCACGAUCUCUUCAAAAAUGCUCCUUGCACAUCUGGGACGGAAUGGCCACACUCUUGCAGCAUCUCUUGCCACAGAAGCCAAAGAACUUGCUAGAUCUGUCCGGGCUAUUCUAGAAGCAGAUUGUCUGCCUUAUGGGUGGGAAAAAGCGUAUACAGCAGAUGGAAUCAAAUACUUCAUCAAUCAUGUGACACAAACAACAUCCUGGAUCCAUCCCGUCACUAAUGUACUUGCCUUGUCAUGCUUGGAAGAAAACGAGGAUGAUGGUUUCAGAGAACUUCCGGAUCCCCAAACCUGAGACCAUAGAUGAAAGACAACCUGCUUCCAACAGUUUAUUCAUCAACAGAAAUAAAUUAAAGCUUGGUUAUUGUUUAUGUACAACAGAUUUUCAAGAGAAACAAUUGCCCUCACAAGAUCAGUAUUAUACAGAAGAACCAGUUUCAUAUUACAAGAGCUUAAUUUUAAUAUUGUUUAUGUCCUUCCCAUUACAAAUUCACAUUCUUUGCAAAUUAACCAUGAAUAUCUUCUUGCAUUCCUGACAAUUAUUGCUGGUAACAGAUGAUAUCUGGCCCAAGAGCUGAAUUGUUUCCUAUUGUAUGUUAUUCAAUAGUGCUGAGUCCCUCAAGCUAGUCCUACCAUGAGGUAGAUUUAAAAGACUAGUAUCAGAAAGUUUGGGGGUAUAGAAAGGUAACAAAAACAGUUGUUGAUUUUCAGGUUUUGUUUUGAUGCCCUUGAGUCAACAUUGAUCCUGAUGAUACUUUGGACAAGUCCCUGAAGUUUUAUUGGCAAGAUUUUGGAAGUGGUUUGCUCUUGCUUUCUUCCUAGGUCUGAGAGACUGGCCACAAAGUCACCCCACUGGCUUUGUGCCUAAGGCAACUAAAAUUCACAGUCUAGAUUUCUAGCCUGGUGCCUUCAUCACUUCAUUAGAUUGGCUCUCCAAUCUAAUGCAGAUUGCAAAAAUGUUAUUGCAUUUUUAAUGGAAGAGAUGGCAGGGGUUGUAGCUUAAAAGUAUACUUCCUAGGAUAUCUUGAGGAAUUUCCACUGGAGUUGAGUAACCAGUCAGCACUAUUUGUUCGCCUAGAUCUGGAAAUAUCAGUCUAGCUACUCUUUAUAGCCCACCAAAGCUUAUGGCGUUUAAUGUAUUAGUCAGAAACGAUGCUACAAGACUCUUUCUGACACUAUAGACUAUCAUGGCUGUCUUCUUAAUGUUGCUACCAAAUUAAUGAUGUAUCUGUUGUGCAACUCUUUAGUCCCAUACAUUUCCAAACAACUAUCAGUACAUAGAUGUAAGUAAUUAGCACAGCAGUUUUAUUUUACGCUGAGCAAUAGUAACAUUUCAGCAAUCUGUAGAUGUUUGAGGGUUUUUUAAACCUAUUAAUUAAUAGCUCUUCAGAAGUAAGUAGCUAUGUCCAGUGUAUUUCUUUAUCCUAGCAUCAUAUUGCUGGGCAGAUAAGUUCCAGUCACUUCACAUUUUUUACUGACAUGUCAUCAAAGCAGAUUGUUUUCUAUUUAAAAGCAAAAUAUUUUCUAGCCUUGACUUUUUUUUUUAUAAGUUACAACAUGUAUUUCAUUAUGCAGGCAAAUGCAAAUGGGAUAUGUAAUGUUAAGAUAUAGUGCCUUAGCUGUUUAUAAGUAUUAGUAGUGUUCUUAAUAGUUUUUAUAACAAAAUUAGCCUAAUUUUUAACUUUUUUUUAUUUCCUAUGAGUUUUCCAAAUUUUUCACCUUUUCUCUUUGCACAUAAUUAUAAUAGGCUAAUGAGAGACAUUGUACUGUUAUUGCAUUCAAUCUUAAAAGAUGAAUAAAUGAUAUUUCUUUCAAGGUU
Thamnophis sirtalis is the source of this 3306-nucleotide messenger RNA. Lineage: Eukaryota; Metazoa; Chordata; Lepidosauria; Squamata; Natricidae. The record is from RefSeq and is a predicted model, not a curated record.